UGCGGUUUAGUCGAGGCCCAAGGGAUAGAAUGAAGGUACGGUCAAGGCUACGAGGUAGUCCCAACUUCCUAGACUCUCUGUGCGCGUAAGGAAGUACUUUAUGGGUUGGUGGUGCGACACGGUAUGACGAGGCAAGUUUCAGUCACCCAAUGACUGCGAUUGAAAAAUUAAUCAAGUUGCAAAGGUACACAAACCUGGGGCUAUCAUCAUGAUGUUUGUAUGCGCCUCGCCUAAAGCUGUCACUAGGCGACUCUAUAUGGUCGGUAACCCACCGUCCCGAAAGAUCGUUUGUAUCUGCGAGAAUGAAAUCGUACGUUCGUUAGGUCCAAGCACCUUUUCUGGCUUACGGAGGCCAUCAUAAUGUAGCAUGACUUUGGAUAUCCUCUCAUCGUAGAGUCGAUGAGAUCAAAGAGGCCAGCUUGCCAUAGAACUCGCAUGCUCAUAUGUCCGCGGUGAACAAUUACUUUGAGGGCGCUAACGCACUAGUGGCGGUGUUGUAUGCCAAUCUUUAGACAUAGCUCGAGAAGCCGUCGGAGUCGAACGCUUGUAAGGAAUGCUAGCAUCCAGUUCGCCUCCCUCUCCGUUCAACCUAGCUUGUGCAUACACCCAGCAGACCCACCGCCUCGCGAAUUGUUUUCACGAUCCACACCAUGUUCACCUCCACAGAUUCUCUCCAUUCAUAUCUCUCGCAAGUCGGAGACGUAGACAUUAUGGCGGACUUCGUCAUCACCUUCAUCUUGGUCCUCGCCUUCAUCAUAGUCUCACUCGACGGCGACGUCAAGCGGCUCGCCAGCGACGAGGAUGAUGGCUUCAUCCCGCCGUUCCCCGGUUCCACCACCGCGUUCUUUUCCUUCCUGUCGCAGGACAUCAUCUGCGAGUCCAGGAUCCCCCAGCUCGUCAACACUGCCGCGUGCCAACCCUAUAUCCUGGGCUCAUCUCCCUCGAUUCCGUCUUUGACACACCCGCCAAUCCCUCAGGUAGUCUCAAUACCUGUUCGGUCGAAUAUGGUCAACGAGGAUUGUUCUGAUGCCAACACCAUCCCCGCCAUCAUGGUCACGCCGUCGGAAACUCUCGGCUUUGCCCCCACUACUAUUCUCGAGUCUCCAUCUUCCCGUAGCACCACGCCCAGCUCAGACCGUUCCUCUAUCUCCCGAAUUCCUCGGCUCGUCAUGCGGUCUUUCGCUCAAGAUGAGGUGGUCACCUCUACUCCCUGCGGACUCGGCUCUGGUGCCCGCCGGGCCAAAGGUAGCGUUGUCAAUACCACGCGGUCUACGAGGUCCCCCACUCCUUCCUCUACCAGAAUUCAUACUCCUUCACCGGUUCCGUCCCGAUCUCCUUCUCUUGCUCGAUCUCGUACGCCUUCCCCAACCCCUUCUCGUGGAUGUCCUCCGACAUGGGAUCCUUUGAACGGCCGAUACUCCCCCUGCGGCCGCUGUAAUCAUCGUCACAGUCGCUCUGUUUCCCCUGGCCCUCGAAAGCAACACCUAUCCCUAAGGUCCAGAAGUGUAAGCCCAAACCCCCGAUCCAGCUCUGCCAAUUCGAGCGGAAGCACCGGUGGUAGCGAGACUCUGGUCCACUCCGACGUCAAUGACAGUAAAGACGCAUCUACGUCGUCGACAAUCCUCACCGACGAAGAGCUUAUACCAGGGUUCGCUGAAAUUGUGGACAAGCGGGCGAGUCAGAACGUGGAAAAGAUCUUAUCUAAACGUGCAUCCUCCGCCGCACCUUCCUCUGCCCCCGCCUCUGUUGCCAUCAUUGAGCAAGACUUGUCAGCAACAUCGUCGCCCUCGACGCCGACCGAGGACGGCCUUUACUUCAAGGAUAUCAACCUCAUGAGCAUGGAGAGCAUCAUCGCUGAACGAGACUUCAUCCUCGGGUGCCUCGCAAGUCCCCGGAGUGUCGAUUCGAUCUUUAGCUCCGAUGACGAAUCUGACAUCGGCUCGGAGGAGUCUCAAGAGGGGCCUGACACGGGCGAGGACGACGAACCAGCGGCUACACAGCUCAUCGCCAGCGACGAUUCACCCAUCGAGAUCACCAAUGACUAUCACUUACUUCCACUCAUCCUGAACAUCGUCACAACUCGGAAGGAGGUCAUCCAGCACCGACAUGACGCCCUCGCAGAGCUCGAAAUCUGCGCUCGAAAGGCAGAAGAGGUUCGCAGCGAGCGCGACAGUUUGGAGAGCACGUGUAAAGGGAGCGGCCAUAGUGAUUUUGUUGGACUUGCUGGCUCGGCCGACGCGUACAGGUCCAUGGGUGCUAUGCUCUCGCGUGCUGUCUCGCCGGCGCCGGCGGGGAUUCCCGACUUUAUAUCCCUGACGACAAUUCUGAAAGCCGAGCUCGCGAACUUGAACCGACAGAGUGUUCAUUGGAAGAUCACGGCUACGCAGUCUUCCAAGCGUCACAGUUUCCUCGAGAUCGAGCUUGCUGCGCUUACGCACGAAGUGCAACGUCUUUCGGUUGAACGGGAGCAAGCUCAGCUGGACGUCACUAUCUCUUCGCCAUCCUCAUCGCGGUCAGCGUCGCCUCCACCUUUGCCGCAGUCCACGUCGUCUUCAAUCACCAGCAUUGUUGAACCUUCCUCUACCGAGCUGUCAUCGACCAUGUCAACUUCUCCUAUACAAUCCCCGACUGCAGUAAUACCUUCUCUCGAGACGUCAUCGCCCAAUGAUCCCAACUCUUCGGUCCUUACAGCGACCAUCCCAUCUUCGUCAACACUAUCCUUGCGAACGCCAUACUGCUCCGAGCUGUCCUCGCCGCCCAAUCCAUCCUCUCCCGUGCCACAAGUGACCAUCGACGAUGUGACGUCUAUACCUUCUUUGGCGACGGACCAUAUCAUGCUCGAAGCCGCGUUUGCCCUACAUCUUCCGGCUCUACCUCAAACCACAAUGACAUCGCUCGUCACUUCCACGAUGCUGUCGCCUCCCGUCGUGGGCAGUCCGCGCGAUGGCGCGGAUAACCCACCUCAGUCCCUUGUUUCCAUGGCCUCCGGUGAUUCGUAUACAUACGACCGUUAUCGCGAACGCUUAGAACAUGGGACGAUCACUUUGCGUGGCAUCGACGUAUAUGAGCCUAGGCGGCGGGACAGGGUAUGGAAGAAGGUGAAGAAGACGUUCAAAUCAAAGUCGAAGCGCAAGGACGAGCACGAAAAGUAUGGCCACUUCCCCGAGGGCUGGAGACUGGAGGUUCUUCGCGAGCGGCCGAAGAAGAAGACGUGGAAGAAGGUAAUGACUAUGGGCUGCUCCUGCUAAUCGCGGUUGGGACCUGGGCUUUACCAUUUGCUUAUCAGACUUUGCUCGGUCGUGUAUCCAUACCAUCAUGGUAUCUUCAUCGUCAUCGUGAAGACGACUUGUAUCAUCAUGACAUCGACACUUGUAUCAUUGCAUUCGUGUAUACCUUACCUUGCAUCGGCAUCUGUACAUUAGAAGCACUAUC
Messenger RNA from Coniophora puteana RWD-64-598 SS2, 3432 nucleotides. RefSeq lists its product as uncharacterized. Lineage: Eukaryota; Fungi; Basidiomycota; Agaricomycetes; Boletales; Coniophoraceae. The record is from RefSeq and is a predicted model, not a curated record. Bases 651 to 3248 code for a protein of 865 amino acids. The transcript is spliced from 6 exons.